AUGGCUCGGCGGAAGAGGACAAGGGUACGGAGCAGACGUUUCGAGCCGGACCAGCACCAGCCGCUGCUACAUGACGCUCUUACUCCUGCUGCUCUCGCUCCGGCUCCCGCCGCCCCCGCCCCGCCGCCGCUCCCGCUCUCGCUCUCGCUCUCGGCCCUGCUCUUGCUCGCCCACGAAGAGGAGGAACAGACUGAGCACCCGCGGCAGAGCCAUCAGUCGGCAAGCACGACAGAAGACAGCAAGUCAUCGCCGGCUCGGAGCUCGGGCGACUCGUCGUCGUCAGACUCGGCCGACGCUGAUGGUUACGACUCGGCAUCACACUCGCCCACACCACCACCGCAAGGCAGGUCGUCGGCAGCUGCUGGGCUGACCUCGUCCCAAUCGCCGUCGGUGUCGCCGUCGCCGUCGGUGUCAGCCUCGCGAUCGCGGACGUCGUCGUCGGCGUCGUCAAGCUCACGCUCGCCGCCGGCGGUGGAGACGAGCGAGGGAACGACGACGUCUGUGGCGGCGCGGCGGAAGCACGACCCGCAGCUCGCGCUGGUCAUCCCGCAGCGGACAGAGGUGGAGUUUAUGGCCAUGGCUGCGGGCACGUCGGUGGUGAUGGAGGCGCGGGUCGACACCGGGGCGUCGCUGACGGCCAUCCCUGUGGCGCUCAAGCGCGAGCUCGGGCUCAAGGUUGUCCGCAAGGUCAAAAUCCGGACUGGUAUCGACCACACUGAGCGCCGCGAAGUCGUCAUGGUCGGCGUCCGCCUCGGCGCAGAAGUCUACGAGGUUGAGGCUUCGGUCCGCACAGGCAACAAGCUCGGCCGCAUCCCCAUCCUCGGCCGCAACCUCCUCGCCCUCUCCAACUUUCUGGUCUCGGUCGAGACUGAGGAUCUCGUGGACGCGAUGACCAUGCCGCACUACAUUUCGUGGCUCGACGCCUUUGUGGCCCAGGGCUCGCAGGCCUCACCGGCGCGCGCAGACUACCUUUCGCCGGCACACGCGCCGCUGCCGUCUCCGCCGUCGCGCCGCGCGCCGUGGUGGGCCUGCGGCUGCUGCGGCCGCCCGCCCGUAGCAGAUGGCGGCUCGGCGACGCAUGCCCGGACCGCCGUUGUUCCUGGCCGCUCCUCGCCCGGCCGUGGUCAGGCUGCCAACUCGUCGUCGGGCGCGGCCGACGCUGACGCUACCCCUCGCACCGUGUACAUCACCGACUACGCCCGCGAUGACGCCGAUGGGGCAGACGCCAUGCUCCGGCUCCCGCCCUCUCGCUUCCCGCACAACGCCAUUGACGAACUACUUAUUCUUGAGGAAAUGGUCGACAUCGAGUUUCAGAACCCGAUCAAGGCCAUUCCGGGCAUUCCCAUGUCGGUCCGUGUCGACACCGGCGCGUCCAUGACCGCCAUCCCGGUCGCCGUCGCCCGCGCGCUUCGGCUCAAGUCGCAGGGCAAGGUCCGCAUCCGCAUGGGCAACGACGCCACCGAUGUCCGCGACGUCGUUGACGUCGACGUCGUCCUUCACGGCAAGCCGUAUCAGGUCCGCGCCUCGGUCCGCGACGGCGAGAAGCUCGGCAAGACCGCCAUCCUCGGCCGCAACCUCCUCGCCGCCACCCACGCCCUCAUCCGUGUCGCCGACCCCAAGCGCCGCUCGCUCCCGGCCAAGUCCAAGUCCAAGUCCAAGUCAAAGGCAAAGGCCAAGGCAAAGGCCAAGUCGAAGGUCAAGGCCAAGUCCAAGUCCAAGUCCAAGUCCAAAGCCAUACGCUCAUAGGCGC
Messenger RNA from Thecamonas trahens ATCC 50062, 1750 nucleotides. RefSeq lists its product as uncharacterized. Bases 1 to 1746 code for a protein of 581 amino acids. Lineage: Eukaryota; Apusomonadida; Apusomonadidae. The record is from RefSeq and is a predicted model, not a curated record. The transcript is spliced from 2 exons.